AUGUCAACGCCUCAAGAUUUAAACGAAUACGAAAUUGACAAUUAUGAUCAUACAACCUGCCCUUUCGAGCCUAAUCAUCGUCUGCAAACCCCUGAAUCUUUUAAAUACCACAUCACAAGAUGCAAAAACAAAGAUUUCAACUACAUCAAGCCUAGAAUAAAAGUCUGCAAACACAACAUAAGUCAUAUUUUUAUUGACGAUGCCAAGCUAAAGUACCAUGAGCCAAGAUGCACUUCACAUUACUCAAGAAGUUCUUACAAACUGGCUGCUAAUGGCCAGCAAACUUCAUACUUCAUUAAUUAUUUUGCCACCUUCAAUAAAAAAAUUCUAUUUUUUUUCAAAAAAAAUCAAAAGGUGUUAUUAAAAAAUCCAAUAGACAAUAGCAUUGUGAACUUAUCGUGUAUGUCCUUAUAAUCCAAACCACCAAAUUCGAGAUGACGAAAAAAUCGCCUGGGAUCGACACUUACAGUUCUGUCCUAAUAGAGAUUCUCGAUAUGAAGCACCACCAGUCCCAGCUCUUGACCAGACACUUAGUGGGAAACUAAAUUAUGCCCAUGGCUUAGUAAGCACAGAAGAGCAGUUUAUCCCACCUCCAUGCACCAAAAUAAGGAAAAUAGAGCCUUUUGAUAACUCCCGUCACUUAAUUGUAGUCCAUUUUAUAUUUAAGCAAUUUUCGGUAUGGAAAACUAACGCAAACCCUAAUCAGUGCUUUAAUGAAAUGGAUUUGUGGAUAGAUAGGACUGCAUCUGCAGACCAUAGAGAAUGGCCAGGGUUGCGUGAAAUUGAGCAGCAGAGGAAUCAUGGGGAAUAUUUAGUCGCCACAUUGUACCCAAAUGAUAGUGAAAAUUCAUCAAAAACGAUUUACAGGUCUUUUAUACAGAUGCUUACUGGGCAUGUAGAUGGGAAGCCACCAUGCAAGCUUGCAGUUUCUACCCAAUCGUCAUCUGAGCAGAAUUUAAUUUAUUUAAUAGCUCAUAGAACAGAAGACACAGGGUUUGGCUCAGCCGUCACAGACUCAGAGCUUGGGCUUUUUGCAGUGCCUCAUUCACUUUUAUAUGGAAAGCAUGACACUUUGUCAGCUUACCAAAAUAAAUUAAAAUCGCAUGAAGAAAAAAUUUCUUUUCUUGAAAAUCAAAAUCGGCUUUUACAAGAAGAAUGCGAAAAACUGGCUCAGGAAAGAAAUGAAUUUAAAAUAAAAUGUGACGGCUUAGUCUAUGAGUUUGAAAAUACAGUAAAAGUCGAAUUCCAGCAAAAGUUAUUCUAUUUUCUAUAAAUAAAUCUUAUUAAAAACAGAAAAUUAUUAAUAAAAUAAUUUUUUUAAAAAAAGAAUACUAGAUAAAGAUCAAGAAAUCCAAGACCUUAGGACUAAAACAGAAGCUUUAAUAAGAAAUUUAAAAACUGGCUAUGAUAAAGAGCUGCAAAAACUAGCAGAAGAAAUCGACAGGGAAAGACGAGAAAAAGAAGCCAACCGCAUGAACUUUGAAGCAGAUUUACAAAACUUAAAAACUCAGACUAAAAAGCAAAAAGAAACAAUUUUGGAGCAAUCUGAUAAGUCACGAAAAGAAAUCGACGAAAGAGGCACAAAAAUAAUAUUCUUACAAAGGCAGCUUGAAGAAAAAAAUGCAAUAGAAAAGCAGAUGGCUGAUACCAUUGAGAGGCUAAACGAGCAGCUUUAUGUACAAAAGAAAAAUUUCGAAGAAAAUAAAGCGCCAGAUAUGAAAAAAUAUAUUGAAAUGCAAAGGGUGCAAGAAAGAGAAAUUAUUGUCAGGGAAUAUCAAGACCGAGAACUUUGUGUUAUUUGUAUGAAUGAAAAGAAAAACACUGUUUUCGUCCCUUGUGGACAUUUAAUGUACUGCAAUGUGUGUCUAAAUGAACUAGGACUGUCGCUAGAUAAGAAGAUCCCUACAAAUCAUCCACAUGGAAAAUGCUCGUUAUGUGAGACGAAGCUGAAGAUGGUCCAUAGAGCAUAUCCUUAUUAA
Messenger RNA from Blepharisma stoltei, 1979 nucleotides. NCBI's taxonomy places the organism in Eukaryota, Ciliophora, Heterotrichea, Heterotrichida, Blepharismidae. The record is from the annotation of a GenBank genome assembly.